Messenger RNA from Scutellospora calospora, 1166 nucleotides. The record is from the annotation of a GenBank genome assembly. Lineage: Eukaryota; Fungi; Glomeromycota; Glomeromycetes; Diversisporales; Gigasporaceae.
UAGAAGAAGUCAAAGAAAUCGAAGAAAAUAAAGAAAUCGAAGAAAAUAAAGAAAUCGAAGAAAAUAAAGAAAUCGAAGAAAAUAAGGAAAUCGAAGAAAAUAAGGAAAUCGAAGAAAAUAAAGUAGAAGAAGUCAAAGAAAUCGAAGAAAAUAAAGUAGAAGAAGUCAAAGAAAUCGAAGAAAAUAAAGAAAUCGAAGAAAAUAAAGAAAUCGAAGAAAAUAAAAAAAUCGAAGAAAAUAAAGAUAGUGAAGAAAAUAAAGAUAGUGAAGAAAAUAAAGAUAAUGAAAAAAACAAAGAUGGUGUAGAAAACAAAGAUAGUGAACAAAACAAAGAUAGCGAAGAAAACAAAAAAAGUGAAGUUGAACAAGAGAGCAAAGAGAAGGAAAUCAAGGAAGACAAAAAUAAAGGUUUCGGGUUUUAUCCUCCCAUUUCUCGACCACCAAUUUUAGCCUCAAGUCCUCCGUCUGGUUCACCAAUGGACAUUGAUAUGGGCAAUACUAAUAUAAACCAUCAAACGCCUGGUUUGUCUAUUCCAACCUUUCCUGCGACAACAAUGUUUAAUACUCCAAAUUUGCUAGGAAAUGCUUUCUUCAAUGAUGGUAUUUCAACGGAAGCACAAUCAAAUACGUAUAAAUCUAAGCUAAUAAAUCGUGGAAGGCGAAAACGUGGCUUUGGGGGAGGUGGUAAUGAAGGCCGUAAUUUAUUGUCGGUUCCAAAAACAGGGUCUUUUGAGGGGUCAGAUUCCAGUCGGAUGAUGUUAUCUGAAAGUUCAUUUACUUUUGAAGUAAAAAAAGAUACGACACCAAUUCCUUCCGUCCAACCUACAUCAACGUCUUCAAUUUUUAGAUUUAAUCAGGAUAUUCCUAGCUCACCUGCUGAAAAUGCAUUUCAAACUAAUGGGUCAGCUUCAAGCAUUUUCAAUUUUCAAUCAGUCUUUCCAUCACAACCAGUGACCUUUGGCAAUAGUUUUGGCGGAUUAAACCUCAAUCCUUCAGCAACAACGCCAAUUUUUAGGCCAAUUAAUAGUGGUCCUAAUGAUUCUAUGAGUAUAAACGGCAAUGGGCAGCUUUUCCAGAACGGAACAAGUAACAUUGCAGCCGAACCAUCUUCAAAUAUUUCUAGCAGGCCAAUAGCCAAAUCGCGUAAGCCUCGGUUGAAUAGGUGA